This is a messenger RNA of Anoplopoma fimbria (sablefish), 1002 nucleotides long. RefSeq names its product adaptor related protein complex 2 subunit mu 1b (gene ap2m1b). Gene Ontology annotation, biological process: clathrin-dependent endocytosis; intracellular protein transport. The record is from RefSeq and is a predicted model, not a curated record. Gene Ontology annotation, molecular function: clathrin-cargo adaptor activity. Gene Ontology annotation, cellular component: AP-2 adaptor complex; cytoplasmic vesicle. NCBI's taxonomy places the organism in Eukaryota, Metazoa, Chordata, Actinopteri, Perciformes, Anoplopomatidae.
AUGAUCGGAGGACUCUUCAUCUACAACCACAAGGGGGAGGUGUUGAUCUCCAGGGUGUACCGCGAUGACAUCGGGAGAAACGCCGUGGACACGUUCCAAGUCAACGUCAUCCACGCCCGGCAGCAGGUCCGCUCCCCCGUCACCAACAUCGCCCGGACCAGCUUCUUCCACGUCAAGCGCUCCAACAUCUGGCUGGCGGCCGUCACCAAGCAGAACGUCAACGCCACCAUGGUGUUCGAGUUCCUCUACAAGAUGUGCGACGUCAUGUCCGCCUACUUUGGCAAGAUCAGCGAGGAGAACGUCAAGAACAACUUCGUCCUCAUCUACGAGCUGCUCGACGAGAUUCUGGACUUUGGUUACCCUCAAAACUCUGAAACCGGAGCUCUGAAAACCUUCAUCACUCAGCAAGGCAUCAAGAGUCAGCACCAUACCAAGGAGGAGCAGUCUCAGAUCACCAGUCAGGUCACCAGUCAGGUCACCGGUCAGAUCGGCUGGAGACGAGAAGGAAUCAAAUACCGACACAACAAGCUCUUUCUGGACGUGAUGGACUUGCUCAUGUCCCCUCAAGGUCAGGUGCCUAGCGCUCACGUCUCCGGCCACGUGGUGAUGAAGAGUUACCUGAGCGGGAUGCCCGAGUGUAAGUUCGGCAUGAACGACAAGAUCGUCAUCGACAAGCAGGGAAAAGGAGGGAGUUCAGAGGACGGAGCCAAGAGUGGUAAACAGUCGAUAGCCACUGAUGACUGCACCUUCCAUCAGUGUGUUCGUCUCAGCAAGUUUGACUCUGAACGCAGCAUCAGCUUCAUCCCUCCGGACAGAGACUACGAGCUCAUGAGGUAUCGGACCACCAAAGACAUCAUCCUGCCGUUCAGGGUCAUCCCUCUGGUCCGAGAGGUCGGUCGGACCAAGCUGGAGGUCAAAGUCGUCAUCAAGUCCAACUUCAAGUCCUCGCUGCUCACUCAGAAGAUCGAAUUCCAAAGAUUAAUAUCAAUACAAAUAUGUUAA